This is a messenger RNA of Suillus plorans, 656 nucleotides long. RefSeq lists its product as uncharacterized. The transcript is spliced from 4 exons. Gene Ontology annotation, molecular function: DNA binding. The record is from RefSeq and is a predicted model, not a curated record. Lineage: Eukaryota; Fungi; Basidiomycota; Agaricomycetes; Boletales; Suillaceae. The coding region runs from base 258 to 452 and encodes 64 amino acids.
UAUCACGUCCUGAGUGGAACAGCAAACGCUUCCUCAGUACAGUACACAUAUAGAAGCCUUAUCAGAUACUCUUCUCGGCAGGGACACCCAGUCACCUGGCUGCAAAUCCCUAAUACGGUGUCCUAUUUAUGAUGAUGGAUUGAUCAGUUGACCUGUCAAUCUGUCACUGUGACAUAUAUAAACCAAUCAAACAGGUCAGGGACUCUUAUUCUCCAACUUGCAUCUAAUCAACCUACAUCCACCUCUACUCAUUCACCAUGACCGUCUGCCAGGCCUUCGCCAGCGCUCUCGCUAACAAGGGCAUGAACCCACAGCAGCUCGCUAUCGCAACUCAAAGUGACCAAGGCCGCAUAUCCCAGAUUUGCGCGGGCACCGUGACCCCCACGAGCGCAGAAUACAGCAAGAUUGCAUCUGCGUUGGGUCUGAGCAGCGUCCCUGCUAGUCACCCUUAGUUUUGAACCUUUUUUACUGUAUAGUAUUCGUAGUCUUUGUAUCAAUAACCUAUGGAAUGAUAUGCUGGACGAGACAACUGCUGGCAGUGAUUGCGAUACGACGAGCACGGCGACUUGAUGUCCUAAUCGAGCACAGCCUACCCAAUACCCAAAUAUAUUCAACAGAUAGAAGCAGACUCACGAUAAAUAUUGGUCAGCCUAUCG